Messenger RNA from Lucilia sericata (common green bottle fly), 898 nucleotides. RefSeq names its product collagenase-like. Bases 30 to 833 code for a protein of 267 amino acids. The transcript has 2 exons. Lineage: Eukaryota; Metazoa; Arthropoda; Insecta; Diptera; Calliphoridae. Gene Ontology annotation, molecular function: serine-type endopeptidase activity. The record is from RefSeq and is a predicted model, not a curated record. Gene Ontology annotation, biological process: proteolysis.
GAAAUAAAAAUAUUCUAUUAUUAACUAACAUGAAGUCGUUUUUAGCUAAACUAAACAUUUUAUUGAUCUUAUUAUUUUAUGUUAAAACCACCGCAGCUGCAACUAAGCAGAGCGAACCUAUUUUAUCUGGUGUUCGAGCCUCUCCAGGUGAAUAUCCCUGGCAUGUUCUUAUAAAAAAAGAAUCAGGAGGUUCAUUAUUAGGCGGAGGUUCUGUUAUUAGCAAUACAUGGGUUUUAACAGCUGCUCAUUGUCUUAAAAACAAGCAAACCGUUUUUAUGCAAUUUGGAACCGUAGAGUUCGAUAGCAAUGCACUUGGUAUGACUUCUACUAGAUUGAUUAUACACCCUCAAUUUAAUCCAAGAUCUUACGUAAAUGAUGUAGGACUUGUUGAGUUACCCACACCAUUAACCUAUAAUACAUUUAUUCAACCCAUUGCCUUAGUGACAUCGUCAGAAGCUGCAAACACUAAUUUUACAGGCGUUGUUACAUUUCUUAGUGGUUAUGGCUAUUACGACGAUAAAGUUCGUAAAUUGUCCCCAUGGUUGUUAUGGGGUUCCGAGAAAGUUGUAUAUAAUAGUGUUUGUGCGGAAACACUUGGACCAAUGGAAGAUUCACAGAUGUGUACGGUUGGUUACACAAUUGAUAAGCAAAAUCCAUGUAAAGGUGACUCUGGUGGUCCUUUAGUUUGGAGAAAUCCUUCGCGUAAGCUUAAACAAAUAGCUGUGUUUUCUUUUGGAAGAUUAAGAAAUUGUUUAGAUUAUCCAGCGGGUUAUGUUAGAGUUGCCUCGUUUUUAGAUUAUAUUCGUAAUGUAACGGGUGUAACACCUGAAUAAGUUAUGAGAAGUCGAUGUGUUUUAGAUACUAUCGUGUACUAUUUGGAAAUAAAAACAUAAAACAA